Messenger RNA from Lepisosteus oculatus (spotted gar), 3873 nucleotides. The record is from RefSeq and is a predicted model, not a curated record. NCBI's taxonomy places the organism in Eukaryota, Metazoa, Chordata, Actinopteri, Semionotiformes, Lepisosteidae.
UGUCCAGAAAGCUUUUAAUGCAUAUUUCACAAUCACUUUUUUCCAAUUAAAUGCUAUUAAAAUUAACUGCCACCCACUAUUUUCCUUCGGCAUAAAGCUAUUAAGAGAUAUUCAUCGAGAUUAGAGCAAUUAAACAAAAUUUAAUAUAAAACGUUUAACAUAUUUGUUAUUUGUACAUUCCCAUGAGUUAAGCUUUAUCAGUGGAUUGGAUGCAUAAUGAAAUGCGUUUUAUGCCUGAGGAUGGAAUUAUGAGUUAAGAUAAAACGGGACUUCCUUCGUACUAGUUGUAUUACGGUUAGGCGCGCGUCCGCGGCGGAGUCGGAGUGUGUCUGGCCUCAGGAGCGCGCCCGGCCUUACAGUUUCCAGUGACACAGAGAGACGGACCGAGCCGGAGAGAGAAAGAGACCAACCAAAAAAAAAAAGAGGACAGAAAAGAGAAGGACGAUGUCGGACCUAGGCGAAGUGCUGAUGUCGGUAUUGUCCACGAUCCGUGUCCCACGGCCCGGGGACAGCGUUCACAAGGAAGAGUGCGCUUUCUCUUUCGCCAGUCCGGACAGCGAGGGGGGCCUGUACGUGUGCAUGAACACCUUCCUGGGCUUCGGUGCUCAGUUUGUGGAGAGACACUAUCGCCGGACUGGCCAGAGAGCCUUCCUCCACAUCAAGAGGACGCGCCGGCCACAGAAGGAAGAGGAGAACGGAUCGGGGGCGGGCGACCCUCCGAAGAAGAAGCCCACCCGACUGGCGAUUGGAAUCGAAGGAGGCUUUGACGUGUCUGAGCAGGAUCAGUAUGACCAGGAAGUGAAAGUUGUUAUCUUUCCUGAGAGACUGGAAGUGACCUCAGAAGACCUGGCCAACAUGCCUGAUGUUGUGCGCGAGAGGGUGUCCCUCUCCAUGGCAGGGGUUCUCUCAGCAGACUCUGCGUCCCACAAUCUCCAGGUUCAGCAGUGGGAUGGGGAGGUCAGGCAGGUCUCCAAACACGCGGCCGACCUCAAGCAGCUGGACAACGGGGUGAAAAUCCCCCCCUGUGGCUGGCGCUGUGAGAACUGUGACUUGCGGGAGAACCUGUGGUUGAACCUGACGGACGGGAAGGUGUUCUGUGGGCGGCGGUACUUCGACGGCUCCGGGGGCAAUAACCACGCCCUGCUGCACUACCAGCAGACUAACUACCCGCUGGCCGUCAAGCUGGGCACCAUCACCCCGGACGGGGCAGAUGUGUAUUCGUAUGAAGAGGAUGAGAUGGUUCUAGACCCCAAGCUUCCCGAACACCUGGCCCACUGGGGGAUAGACAUGAUGACCAUGGAGAAGGUGUGUCCACACUGCCUGUACUCGACAUCAGUCCUGUCCCUGUCCUGUGUCCACUCUGCCUGUACUCGACAUCAGUCCUGUCCCUGUCCUGUGUCCGCACUGCCUGUACUUGCUAAGCUGGGGUAUGGGCUGCUGUCAGGUGAAUAUUCAAAACCUGCCCCUGAUCCAGGAGAGGACCCCAGUGUGACCCCUGAGCCCAAGGGUGACCAGGUGGGGAUUGCUCCACGGAUGUUCAAGGCUCUGAUUGGCCGAGGGCACCCCGAGUUCUCCACCAAUCGGCAACAAGAUGCCCAGGAGUUCCUGCUGCACUUCAUCAACAUGGUGGAGAGAAACUGCCGCUCCAGUGAUAACCCAACAGAGGCAUAUCGUUUCCUGAUGGAGGAGAGGAUCGUGUGUCAGCAGUCCCAGAGAGUCAAAUACACCCAAAGAGUUGACUACAUACUGCAGCUGCCAGUGCCUAUGGAGCACGCCACUAAUACAGAGGAGCUGCAGGAGUACGAGCGAAGGCGCCGGGAGGCCGAGGAGACUCUCUCCCCGCCCCCCCCCGCCGUCCGCGCCGUCGUGCCUUUCUCCGUGUGCCUGGCGGCGUUUUCCGAGCCCGAGACCCUGGAGGAGUUCUGGAGCUCGGCCCUGCAGGCCAAGAGCACCGCCAGCAAGACAACUCGCUUCGCCUCCUUCCCUGACCAUCUGGUCAUUCAGAUCAAGAAGUUCACGUUUGGCCUGGACUGGGUGCCCAAGAAGCUGGACGUCAGUAUUGAUGUUCCGGACUCGCUGGAUCUGAGUGCGCUCCGGGGGGCGGGGCUGCAGCCCGGGGAGGAGGAGCUGCCUGACCUGGCCCCGCCCCCGCUCGUGACCCCUGACGUGGAGGUGAAAGGUAUCCCGGGGGGUUUCCACGGCAACGAGGAGGACGACUCGCUCUGCUCUCCGCUGCUGUCCCCCGUGUUAGACGAGUCGACGGUGGGCCAGCUCAUCGAGAUGGGCUUCCCGAUAGAGGCCUGCAGGAAGGCAGUGUAUUACACCGGCAACACUGGCAUCGACUCGGCCAUGAACUGGGUCAUGACCCACAUGGACGACCCCGAUUUCUCCGCCCCCCUGGUGCUGCCGGGCUCGAGCUCCGCCCCCGGGGGCACGCCCACCUCCCAGACCACGCCCACGGAGUCUGUUUCCGAGGAGCACCUAGCAACCAUCAUCUCCAUGGGCUUCAGCCGCGACCAGGCCUCUCGGGCGCUGAGGGCCACUAGCAACGUGCUCGAGAGGGCGGUGGACUGGAUCUUCUCCCACCUGGACGACCUGGACUCCAUGGACGUGUCGGAGGGCCGGUCGGCGGCAGACUCGGUCAGCGAGAGGGAGCCCCCCCAGGGACCCCGUGUCCGGGACGGACCAGGGAAGUAUGAGCUCUUCGCCUUCAUCAGCCACAUGGGCAGCAGCACGAUGUGUGGACACUACGUCUGUCACAUCAAGAAAAACGACCAGUGGGUGAUCUUUAACGACCAGAAAGUCUGUGCGUCGGAAAAACCGCCCAAAGACCUGGGCUACCUAUAUUUCUACAGGAGAGUGACGGAGUAAAGAGAGACAGGGGGAGGAGAGGAGGCUGGGAAAUACACUGUACAUACACGGCACUCAAGAAAGAGAGGGGGGCGAGAGAGAGGUUCAGGGGUUACUGAGCUCUGAGUGGUAAAACGUCAAAUAUAAACACCGAUCGCUCUGUGUGCACGAGUAUUAACAUCCUGUGCUCUUUGUUUGAUCUGUUGAGCCCCGGAGCUCAGUUUGUAAUAAAUAAAAGAAGUCUUGAGAAAAUCAGAAGCCUGAGGAAAGGAGUAUUCCCUGUAGUUGUGGAAAUGGCGCGAUUGGUGAUAUUUAAUGUUUUCUGAUGUAAAUGCCCAUUAAACAGCAUUAUGAAGAGAGGUGAUAAUACACUGUACAUGUCUAGCACUAGAGAGAUGUAAAGGGAGUGGAGGUGAAAGGGUUAAUAACCUGCACACCCCAUUUAAUAGAGAGGAGUUCACGCACUCCUGGAACUCCUGAAAGCACUGGGGAGAGAUGUUAGUUCACUGUUUACAAAGACGCAUGACUACUGAGAAACAACAGGGAGAGACGUGGGUUAAUGUGGAUCCAAACUCAUUCUGUGAAAAUUGAGGCGGAAUUUCUCUGCAGUUUCCGAACAAACCUUGCUGCGCUGGAAGACACUGGCUCUCUGUCGCUCCCACUCUCUCUCGGUCUCGCCAAUUACCCACAGUCCUCUGGCCUCGCGCCCUCCGACCCCUUCUCACCUUCCUUGCCUCUCCACCUCUGUGACAUCAUCUCCUGCCUCGACCAAUUACGUCCCUCGGCUACCCUGGCUCCCGCCCACUCCAGGUUGUAAGACCACAUGCUUGGCAGCUCAGAAUGUUUAAAGUUAACAACAAAAGAGCAAAUCAACAUCAAUUGAAAUAAAAAAAGACUUAUUAAGUAAUUACAAUAAUAAGUGCAAGUGUUCCUCUGCAUAACGAAGCAGUUCUCUGAGAAAAGGAAAUGUUAACUGAGUUUUUCUUGCAAGACCAUUAAAGAUGAGGAGUGGAUUAAACCUCA